AUGGAUGGCAUUCCGGGUCCGGAUUCGGAAAGACCGCGAAAGCACACGGAUCCAGACGAUUUCAUCGCGAGAUUCAACCACGCCGACGCUGCCGAAGCUGUAGCGGCGGUAACAGCUUCAGACGAUUUAGUGCCGCCGCCCCUACCUCCACCCAACGAGCCACCGGCCCCAGAGGAGGAGCAGGGCUUCUACGAGAUCCAUGAAGCGUCUCCGGAAGCAGUGCUCAUCGCAAACGUCGGGCAGGCUGUAAUGGAGGAGCAGCCCAAAGAGGUUGACAGGGAAGUUGAAGGUCGAGAGCCCUCGAAGCAGGAUGCGCAUCCAGCAACUAUCCCGGAGGAACCGCAGGCCGAUGUCGCUGUUGUCGUGGAUCCCGGGGACACAGAGGCCGAAGAUGACUCACCGGAAGGUCAACAGCCUCAACGGCGAAGAUGUUUUGCUUGUUGUUGCAACAAGGCGCCACGCAAGAAGCAGAAGCCCAAGGCGGUUGAGGACACUGCUUCAGAAGACUACAGGCACCAGCAGAGCAAGCUGCUGGACGAGGAAAUUGAAGACUUUAGUGGCACACCUUUUGUGACCUUUGUGGCCUGGAUAACACAUCGAGGACUCGCGCGGGCGCCCAUGUGCUGUGUGUGCAGUGGGAUGCUCCUCGUCAUUGCAAUCAUUGCAGGGGGCAUGGUCGCGAGACCUCCCAACGUGGAUGUGGACUGGGGAGCGUUCCUUAAAACGGACGUGAACACGUCCACGAUGCGGGACGUCUUCCUGUUUGCACUUCAGCAUCGGCAAACCGAGCGGAGGCUUACGGAGGAGACUGAGCUGGUCGAAGACCGCCGGCUCCAAGGUAACAGGCUUUACAAGCACAGCGACAUUUUCUUGGCGUACGACUUUCCCGACGAUACCAAUGCCGGCCCGAAUGGAUGGCUGGACUCCGGGCAUCUGUAUUCUGUAAUGUCUUUAGAGAGGAGGCUGCGCAGCACUGCGAUGUGGCAGCAGCUCUGCAAUAGAUCGGAUGAUGUUGAGUUGACUUCAUCUCGCAGCUCAGCUGACGCGAUGGCCGUCUCAGAGCACGUGGCAGUCAGCCCAGCAUCCGCCAACCGGAGACACUGGUGGGCAAACGGAACGUCGUGGCCUUCGUUGCUCAGCAUUCACUGGCAAUCGCACAGCCUCGGCACGUUCAGCCCUGUGCCCGUGCUGAGUCGCGGGGCCACUGUCUCGCUGGCUCUGGCGAGUGUUGUCUUCCUCGCCUUUGCUUUCCGUUUUGUCAGUGCUGGAGUGGACUUCAUGAAGGGGCAGGCGAAAGACGAGGGCUGCGCCCGUACGCAGGUCUUCCACAUCUUUUUCGCCGGCAGCUCCUGCCUUCUUGCCGGUGCACGGCUGGCUGUUUUGGGAGAUCACUUGGACCCAGCCUUGGGUCUGUCUUUGGGUCGUGCGGGCGCCUGCCUUCCGCUGGCCCUGGCCCUUGGCCGCGCAGCUGGCGCAAGCCUGCGGGAGGUCGCACCUGUCGCGGUGCUCUUGGCGGUGAGCUGGCUACAGCUUGGGUUCUCCGCAGUCACCAGCCAACAGGCCAUGCACCUGGGCCUGUUCUGUUCGGGUUCCCUUUGUGCACUGGUGGCUGUCCAAUCGCUCGCUGCAACUUUGGAGGGCAGCUGGCGUGCCGAGUAUGUGAAAAACCGGCUGUCCUUAGUGAUGUCCUUGGUCCAGACCCUCACUAUGGUCCAAUUGCUUGCGUGGCUCUUCACUCUGGCAUUUCCGAUUUCGGAGUCCGAGCCUGGGCGGAAGACUCGCUCCUUCUCCGGCUUUGCGCUCGACAGCUUCUUGGAUGGACUGGUGUUCUGUGGCGCGGGGCACCUGCUCCUCAAGAAGCAAGCUAUCCUCCUCUCUCUUUGCCAACAGUGUGCUCCAGUCGACGACAAGCCGCUCUGCGAACAGGGCAUCUCUCUGGUCAACUACGUCUUUCCAUCCCCGAUGGUUCUAGGACCCGACGUGGUGCCCAGCAUGCUGGUCUACGAUGCAGGUGGCAGAGAAAAGGUGGCUCCGCAGGUGGCUGUGGCCCUGAUGGAGGCACCUGGUGUUCAAGAGCAGGGAAAUGCACCCAAAUUCCUGCAGAUUGCUUUCCUGACCAUUACAAGAGACAAAGAGCACAACGUGAAGGACAUCAUCGUCGAUGCAGACUACGAAGACGGACAGCCUCUCCGAAGAAUAAGAAGCUGUUUCCGCUUCAAGUGGUACUGCUGCACCUCCCUCAUGUCAUCUUCUGAACAAGGAGUCGUCUUAGAGGAGAUGCGCCAAACCUGGGACACCUUCUUGAACGAAGCCGUCAUGCCUAUCCUCAAGGAGUUUCGGGAAGCACAAGCGCAAAGAGCGGCACAAGGAAGUGGGACAAAGCCCUUCGAGAUGUACUACACUGGCAGUACCCUCUACAGCAAAGAGGAUGCCGCGAAGACCGGCCACAUGCCGUUCGGUGCGGUGCUUGCUGAUGCCGAGGGCAAGAUCUUGGCAGAGGCUCACAACCAGUCGGUCGUGGCCGCUAAACGUGGCGGUAGUGGCGACGUCACGCGCCACGCGGAGACCAUGUGA
Molecule: messenger RNA, 2574 nt
Organism: Symbiodinium sp. CCMP2592
Lineage: Eukaryota; Dinophyceae; Suessiales; Symbiodiniaceae
Source: the annotation of a GenBank genome assembly